GUGUGUGUUGUGUUUAAGCAGGCGGACAAAGUUGCGUGAUGAGGAGGAGGGUUGUGUUAUGUCAGGGAACGUACCAGCGAGAUUCCUGUCAACAAACUCAAACAGAGUAGGAAUAAUAAUGUUGUUUAAAUGGACAUGCCUUGACUGGAGACCCAUUAGUUGAAUAGAAGCGAAAAAUAAAUCACCGUAAAUGUCAUCUGAUCUCCGACCCCUGGAACCUCGACCCCAGUCCCUAAUUUUCUUUCAGUGGUGAAGCCAUGACCUCGGUUAACAUAACCAGAGACAUCCUCCACAGGCAGAUCAUUGAUAAGAAAGCAUCUCGUUUCCAAAGAGUCUAUCAUGUGACUGAGCCCUUCAUCAAGAGACUAGGCCUGGAGACUGAGCUACAGGGUCACACUGGCUGUGUGAACUGUUUGGAGUGGAAUGAACGUGGAGAUCUACUGGCCUCAGGCUCAGAUGAUCAACAUGCAAUUAUUUGGGAUCCGUUCAGACACAAGAAGCUCACAACUAUGCAUACGGGUCAUGCCGCAAACAUUUUCUCUGUUAAGUUUCUUCCUCACUCUGGAGACCGAAUCUUGAUCACAGGAGCUGCAGACACUAAGGUGCACGUACACGACCUGUCAGUGAAGGAAACCCUCCACAUGUUUUCAGAUCACACCAACAGAGUGAAACGCAUCGCCACGGCACCCAUGUGGCCCAACACUUUCUGGAGUGCUGCGGAGGAUGGCAUCAUCAGACAGUAUGACCUGCGGGACAACAGCAAACACUCUGAUGUGCUGAUUGACCUGACGGAGUUCUGUGGUCAGCUGGUGGAGGCCAAGUGUUUGGCCGUUAACCCUCGGGACAACAACUACCUGGCAGUGGGAGCCAACGGUCCCUUUGUUCGCCUGUAUGACAUCAGGAUGAUUCACAACUACAGGAAAUCUGUGAGCCAAAGCACAUCAGCAGCUGUGCACACAUUCUGUGAAAAGCAGAAGCCCAUCCCAGAUGGAGCCGGGCAGUAUUAUGUUGCAGGUCACUUACCAGUUAAACUCCCAGACUACAAUAACCGCCUACGGGUCCUGGUGGCCACCUACGUGACCUUCAGUCCAGAUGGCACAGAACUGCUUGUUAACAUGGGCGGAGAGCAGGUGUAUUUGUUUGACCUGACAUUUAAGCAGAGGCCAUACACAUUCUUGCUUCCAAAAAAGUGCCAGACAUCAGGGGACCUGCAGAACGGAAGGACAACCAACGGUGUUUCCAAUGGACUUCACCUGCCCAACAGCCAUAUUCAUUUUGCAGGGAGCGGGCUUCAGUCAAGUUCCACUGAACUUCCUCCUCACCUGGAGAAAAUAAAGCAACAAGCUAAUGAUGCAUUUGCACAGCAGCAGUGGACUCAGGCCAUCCAGCUCUACAGUUUAGGCAUUCAUCAGGCCGGCUGCAAUUCAAUGUUGUAUGGGAACCGGGCCGCUGCCUACAUGAAACGCAAGUGGGAUGGAGAUCAUUACGAUGCCCUCAGGGACUGUCUGAAGGCUCUGACCCUUAACCCCAGUCAUCUUAAGGCUCACUUUCGACUGGCACGGUGUCUCUUUGAGCUCAAGUACAUCACCGAGGCGCUGGAGUGUUUGGAUGAUUUCAGGGGAAAGUUUCCUGAGCAGGCGAACAGUAGUGCAUGUGACGCUUUGGAUAAAGAUAUCAAAGCUGCGCUCUUCACCAAGACGGAGUCAGGAGGUGAGGAUAAAAAGUCCAACAGCUCCAUUCGUUUCCACUCGUUCAGUCGAAAAGAGUCCAUCCCUGAAGAUGAGCUGGUGCUGAGAGAGCGCAGCUUCGACUACAAGCACCGAUACUGCGGCCACUGCAACACCACCACCGACAUCAAGGAGGCCAACUUCUUUGGAAGCAAAGGUCAGUACAUCGUCAGUGGCUCAGACGACGGCUCUUUCUUCAUCUGGGAAAAAGAGACGACUAACCUGGUGAGGAUCCUGCAGGGAGAUGAAUCCAUAGUCAACUGCCUCCAGCCCCACCCCAGCUACUGCUUCCUGGCUACUAGUGGUAUCGACCCUGUAGUACGGCUAUGGAGCCCUAGACCAGAGACUGAGUGUGACAACGCACGUGUAGUGGAGGACAUGGAUGGCGCUGCUCAGGCGAACCAGCGACGCAUGAAUGCAGAUCCAUUGGAGGUUAUGCUGCUCAACAUGGGCUAUCGCAUCACAGGCCUGCGAGGCGUGGGCCCUGAAGGCUCCGACGAUGAAGACAGCUCAGAGGGACAGGUCCAGUGCCGGCCAAGCUAAGCAAACAGCUGUUUUGUAGAGUGGCCGUAGAAAAGCUCAGCUCUCUUGCAGCUCCUGUUUGCGUCUUUAUUUCCCCUCUAUCUGACAGAAACAUAGAGUGAAUGUCAUGUCACAUCUCUGCACUAUGCAUCGCACUCCCCUGUCCUCCCAUCAGGACCGGAGGAGACCACUUUGGGGAGAGAAAUUCACAGAGGGUGAAGACAAACCCCUACUGCACCUUCAAAGCACCAACAACACCUCAGCCUCUCCCUCCUCUCUGCGGGGGCUGGGGGCAAAUAUCUUUGAGGAGAGCACCUUUCACAUCACUCCCAGUUUCUCUGACAGCAGGAGGAGUUCAGCACUUACAACCUCCUCAGGUUCAUGGUGAAGCAACACACCAUCAGUAGGAGGAGAAGCCUUCAUUCAGGCUGCCUGUUUAGGUUCAGGUCAGUGGGGCCGCACAUUGGCAGUAUCCUCCAUGGAGGGGUGGCAUCACACACCGGGAGACUUGUGCUUUGUUGGUGAGGAUCCCGUCUGCUCGUCCUGUUCGGAGCUUGAAGCACCAGUGCACGCUCAUCUCAGAACGGCGGCACAGCAUUGUCAAAGUCUGACUUAGAUUGGAUCACAUUUUCUGUUGUUUGGCUUACAGAAAGCCCGGAGUGAAGUAGAAACUGCAGGCUGUCUUAGGUGGCUGCGGUGAAUUUAUUUUUCAAGCUUCGUUGAGUUCAUAACCGUCAGACAAAUCUUCUGCCAAAGGUAGUCUCUCAUUUCAGCAGCCAAGGAUUAAUGUUAGUUCUUUUCUCUGUUUCAAUGAAACAUUGCUGUACUGCUGUACUCCUUUUAGUUCUGAGGUUUUACUACAUGGUUGACAAGAGCAAGGUAAUAUAAAAUAAAAAGAAAUAACUAUUUGUGCAAAAAUAACCUUCUUAUACAGUCGUUUGUUUUAAAUUAUGCCCCAUUAAUUAUUGAUGUGCAAAACUUGGAAAUUAAGAGGGAUACAUGUUCAUUCUGUGAUACUGGGGUACAGCAUUAAUGACUGCACCCACUCCACUAAUUACCAUUUACAUUCAUGAAAUAUAUUUGGGUUUAAAUGUUAUUUAUUAUUUAAGCAACUCAUCAAAUAUUUGUCAGUUUUGACCAAGAAAAUGUGAUAUUUUUGGUUAAAAAUUUUAUGAAAGAAGAUGAAAUCAAGUUGUUCAACAGGUGUAAUUUAUUUUUAAAAAUUUGGAUACCGAAAUCCCUUGUGUGAAACACCAGGAUCAGAGGUCAGUCAGUGGUCUCUAGGCCUUUGAUCUACAGUGACACUAAAUGUGACUAAAUGAAGACCAAAGAAAUCUGAGAGUUGAGAGACAUUCCUAAAAUGUCGACCAAACAAAGAUGCUCCUGAUGAAACUUGUUUUUUGCAGUGAAGUAGAAAAUACAGGAUAGACAUUAUUUUGGUAAUUAUUACUUUGUUCUUUGACAGGGCAAUGUAAUGGUUAACAAGUUCACCUGGAGAGAGAAAAAAAAACACUGAAUCCUUAAUUUACAGCUGUUCACCAUUAAAAGUCUUAAACCGUCACUCAGAAUAAUAUGUAAUCCCAUAAAUUGACACUAGGGGUGUGGUCAUAUGCAGCGUCCUGUACAUGUUACCUGGGUGCCAAGCAGCUCCAGCUCUUGUCCACUGCUUCAGACAGGAGUGAGGUCCUGCUUAAAACUUAGAGCAGAGGCUUCACGUCUGCAGUUUAACAAACUACUUAUUUAUCCUUAACCCCUCAAAUGUGCGCAACACUAGAUUUUCAUGUCUGUACGCGGACAAUGAAUUUGAAGUAUUUUCUUGGAGAAGACCUGUGAUAACUUUUGUUGCAAAAUAAAA
Messenger RNA from Cynoglossus semilaevis (tongue sole), 4104 nucleotides. RefSeq names its product WD and tetratricopeptide repeats 1 (gene wdtc1). The transcript has 16 exons. Gene Ontology annotation, molecular function: protein binding. Bases 258 to 2270 code for a protein of 670 amino acids. The record is from RefSeq and is a predicted model, not a curated record. Gene Ontology annotation, cellular component: cytoplasm; Cul4-RING E3 ubiquitin ligase complex. Gene Ontology annotation, biological process: negative regulation of fatty acid biosynthetic process. NCBI's taxonomy places the organism in Eukaryota, Metazoa, Chordata, Actinopteri, Pleuronectiformes, Cynoglossidae.